Funneliformis mosseae is the source of this 1347-nucleotide messenger RNA. Lineage: Eukaryota; Fungi; Glomeromycota; Glomeromycetes; Glomerales; Glomeraceae. The record is from the annotation of a GenBank genome assembly.
AUGUAUGUAACUUAUGAAAAGGUUGAAAUACAGUCUGAAAAUAAUUUCUCUCAACUUGUGCAUGGACAAAACAUUGUAAUUAUACCGGAAUUCACCCUUCAGUCCGGUCAUACCUUACAUAAAGUACCUGUGGCAUAUAAAACAUGGGGAACAGUUAAUGAAAAUAAAGAUAAUGUUAUGAUAAUCUGUCAUGCACUUAGCGGAAGUGCUGACGUACAAGAUUGGUGGGGUCCACUUAUCGGUAAGGGAAGAGCAUUUGAUCCUACGAAAUUUUUUAUUUUCUGCGGCAAUAUGUUCUCGUCACCCUAUGGAACCGCCUCUCCUGUUACCAUAAAUCCUGAAACUGGAAAAUAUUACGGACCCGAAUUCCCCCCGACAACGCCAAGAGACGAUGUCAGGCUUCAUAAGAUGGUUCUUGAUUCAUUGGGAAUUAAGAAAGUUGCAAUUUGUAUCGGAGGUUCUAUGGGCGGUAUGCAGGUUCUGGAAUGGUCUUUUUAUGGAUCAGACUAUGUCAAAACCAUUGUUCCGAUCGCUACAUCUGCUCGUAAUUCAGCUUGGUGUAUCAGUUGGAAUGAAGCUCAAAGGCAAUCCAUAUAUAGCGAUAAUAAAUAUUGUGAUGGAUAUUACGAUCAUAAUGAUCCCCCCGCCACUGGACUUUCGGCUGCCAGGAUGUCAGCACUUUUAACUUAUAGAUCACGAGAUUCCUUUGAGUCAAGGUUUGCUUUGCUUAUACAUAAUGAUGGACAUAGAAGUGAAAAUAGAGAGGGUUUUCUUUCGAAUAAUAAUGUUGAAGAUCAUGUUGAAACAAUUGAUACAAAAGAGUGGACGGAAAAUAAUGAUAACGAACAUUCCACAAAAUCUGUUCCUAACGUUUUUUCAGCACAAUCUUAUCUUCGUUAUCAGGGUGAAAAAUUUGUUAAAAGGUUCGACGCUAAUUGUUACAUUAAUCUUACGAGGAAGAUGGAUGCUCAUGAUGUGGCAAAAGAUCGUGGUGAUUUGGAAAAGGUCUUAAGCAGCAUUCAACAACCUGCCUUAAUUAUUGGAAUCGAAUCAGAUGGGUUAUUUACAAUUUCAGAACAAUAUGAAUUAGCGGAAUUUAUUCCAAAUUCAGAGAUGGUUACAAUUCAGUCUCCAGAUGGACAUGAUGGAUUUUUAUUAGAAUUUGAUCAAAUUAAUAGACAUAUACUUCGAUUUAUUCGUAAAUUCCUUCCUGACAUUGCAAAGAAUGAAUUAUGUGACAUCAAAGAUGUUGUAGGAUUAGAAGAUGAUCAAAAAGAUGUUUAUGGGGGAGAAAUUAAAGCUACCAAAAACAGCUUAUUUGGUGAAGCUGAAGUGAUAAAGUGGUGA